AGUCUGUGCACUUGAACUGACUUUACAGCAGUGUGGACCAGGGAGCACUCUUCCGGGAAAGCACAGCCUGGGAAGGUAGAAGAUGAGCUUCAUCUCCCGGGCAGUGCCCUUGUGCCAGUGUCCCAGCGAGGGAAGGUGGCAUUAGGCUGCCACCCGAGGAACAGCUCCGUAUGGGAGCUGUGCUGUUUCAUCACUUUGGAAGAUCCAGUCCCUCUGUGGAACUUCUAAACAUCUUUUACUAGUAGAAACAUCAUUUCCUACAAAAUGAAGUCAACAUGUUAAUUUAAACCAGCAUUUGUGUGGUUCUGACUUACCUGCUGUGGCUCAUGAAGCUUGAGGUCUAAGGGAACAGGGUCUUUUGCGAUGACAAUAUGACUAAUAGCAAAGGAAGGUCUAUUACCAGUAACAGAAGUAGUGGUCCAAGGAGUGGAGGAGGUUUUGUGGACUGGACUUUAAGCUUAAAUACCAUUCAGACUGAUAAGUUUUUAAACUUAUUGUUGAGUAUGGUUCCGGUAAUUUACCAGAAAAACCAGGAAGAGAGGCACAAAAAAGCAAAUGGCCUUUGGCAAGAUGGAUUAUCAGCUGCAGCCCAGACUUUCAGCAGUCGAUCUGAGCCACACGUGGAGUAUCACAGUUUCUCAGAGCAGCCUUUCCACAGCAGCAGUGGGCUCACGGCAUCGGGCUGCAGCCCCAAGUACGACGACUAUGCCAGCUACAGCUACUGCGACGGCAGGGACGCGGCCGAGACGGCGGCCAUGUUACAGAAUGAAGAUGCGUCCGGCGACGGGGAAGAAGAUGCUGUCGUGGACGUAAGCCAGAAGUCCCCGAAGGAGUCCAGUGGCGUCAUGGCCCUGCAGAUACUGGUGCCGUUUUUGCUAGCCGGUUUUGGGACAGUUUCAGCCGGCAUGGUUUUGGAUAUAGUCCAGCACUGGGAGGUAUUCAAAAAAGUGACAGAAGUUUUCAUUUUAGUUCCUGCACUUCUUGGUCUCAAAGGGAACUUGGAAAUGACAUUGGCAUCCAGAUUAUCCACUGCAGUAAAUAUUGGGAAGAUGGAUUCACCCAUUGAAAAGUGGAACCUAAUAAUUGGCAACUUGGCUUUAAAGCAGGUUCAAGCAACGGUGGUUGGCUUUCUAGCAGCUGUGGCAGCAGUUAUCCUGGGCUGGAUUCCAGAGGGGAAAUACUAUCUUGACCAUUCUGUACUCCUGUGCUCUAGCAGUGUGGCCACAGCCUUCAUUGCGUCUCUUCUGCAGGGAAUAAUAAUGGUCGGGGUUAUCGUUGGUUCAAAGAAGACUGGCAUAAAUCCCGAUAACGUUGCUACCCCCAUUGCUGCUAGUUUCGGCGACCUCAUAACUCUUGCCAUAUUAGCCUGGAUAAGUCAGGGUUUGUACUCCUGUCUGGAGCGGUAUUACUACAUUUCUCCAUUAGUUGGUGUCUUUUUCUUGGCUCUCACGCCCAUCUGGAUUAUAAUAGCUGCCAAACAUCCAGCCACAAGGACGGUUCUCCACUCAGGCUGGGAGCCUGUCAUUACAGCUAUGGUUAUAAGUAGCAUUGGAGGCCUUAUUCUGGACACAACUGUGUCUGAUCCAAACCUGGUGGGGAUUGUUGUUUACACACCGGUUAUUAAUGGUAUUGGUGGUAACUUGGUGGCCAUUCAGGCUAGCAGGAUUUCUACCUACCUCCAUUUACAUAGCAUUCCAGGAGAAUUGCCUGAUGAGCCCAAAGGCUGUUACUACCCAUUCAGGACUUUUUUUGGUCCAGGAGUGAAUAAUAAGUCUGCUCAAGUUCUACUGCUUCUGGUGAUUCCUGGACAUUUAAUUUUCCUCUACACUAUUCAUUUGAUGAAAAGUGGUCACACUUCCUUAACCGUCAUCUUCAUAGUAGUGUUCCUGUUUGCUGCUGUGCUACAGGUGUUUACCUUGCUGUGGAUUGCUGACUGGAUGGUCCAUCGCUUCUGGAGGAAAGGAAAGGACCCGGAUAGUUUCUCCAUCCCCUACCUGACGGCGUUGGGUGAUCUACUUGGGACAGCUCUGUUAGCUUUGAGUUUUCAUUUCCUUUGGCUUAUUGGCGAUCGAGAUGGAGACGUUGGAGACUAAUAAAUCCUACCAACUGUUCCUCAAGUUCCACAGAGGAAAACACAAGACAACCACUUAGGACUCUUUUUCAGAAAUCUUAAAUCAGUAGUUUGACUUCUACCAGGGUAAUCUUCAGUUGGCCCUGAUUCAAUUAAAUGGCCUUAACAUUUUUUUUUAAGGAAUUUGUGUUAAAACCAGAAGGAACAGUAUUUGUGCUGCUUUUCAUAGAAUAAGUGAUAAUUUGACAAUUAUGUAGACACAGGCUCAACCUCUGAAAUUAUAUAGGAAAGAGUAUAGGAUGUUUACAAUGAAUAAUUUAAAAACCACUGAUGUAGCAGAAAUAUACAUUGUUAUUGUUUAAUUUAUAAUGCCAGGUUCAAGGAAAAGAGCUCUGCUUUAGCCUCUCUUGUCUCAUAGACAAGUAGCAAAUCCUACUAUAAAAUGAAAGAGACCCAACCAAGACUUUAAUAGUUUUAACUAUGCCCACCUCGCUGCUAGCUGAGAAUAAAUGAUCAAUUACUGGCUCCCAACCUGGCUAAAUAUGUUCUGCUGAGCUGAAGAUAAACUCACUUUUCCCUGUGCCCGUGCUAAUUUAACUUCAGCUCUGUAAAGUCUUAACAGGCUACUGGUUAAACACGGAAUGACCUUGAUGGAUCUUUAAAGAAAGCAAUGGGUCAUUUUUGAUCAUCAAUUUGUUGAAAAAAUUUUAAUCUUUUUAAGAAAACUCAAUAGUGUAAAAAAAAAAAAAAACCCAGAAGAGAAAAUAAGCUGCAUUUUCAGGGACGAGAUGGUGUGAGAAAUCGUGUGAGGUGGGGCGGGGGAGAGACCGAGAGAGAGAUGUCUGAUGGGCUGAAUCUUGGAUUGUCGACAGCAAAGAUCUUAGUAGUAUUGGAAUAUUAGCGUUAUGUAGUUCUUAAACACAUGCUUUUGUCAUUUGGUCUAAAAAUUUUGCUACUGCCCAGAAUUUACUAUUUAUUACCUAUAUUAUAAUGAAUAGUUUUUUCUUAUAAAAAUAACCCCUACAAUUUAAUGUAGCCUUGGUAUUAUAAGACUUAGCAUGAACAGUGAUUCAUGUUCUCUUCCAAAGAAGUCUGUUGGAAGUUUUAGGCUUGCCAUUUUAAGAGAGAAGUUGGUGGGUUACUUCAGUUAUUGCUCAUGGCUGUAUAUAUCAUCUCUUUGCACAAACUUAUUUCUACAUGGGAAAUCUAUCAUGCACAUUGCUAUGUUUCCUAUAUAUUUUUCUAAAACCUGAUCUAUAUUCUAAAACUUGACCAACUCUUUAGUUAUUCAUUAGGUAAGCAGUUUUAUAUCACAUAUAGUUCAUUUAAAAAAUCAGUGAAAUUUCUCAAGCUCAUCAGAUAUCUAAUAAUUUAAUGGCUAAGGGGGAAAUGUACAUUAAUUUCGAUCAUUGUGGUUUAAAUUGCAAGUUAGUGUUAGCAUUAUAUAAAUAGUGCAUUGUUUAUAAACCUUGGGGUAAGUAUUCCUAUUAAACUCUUUAAAAUAAGGGGACUGUGGUGUAGAGUUCUAUAUUUUUGCUUAUUUUAAAACUUUAAUUAUUCCACUCUUCUGCCUUAUAAUGAAACUUCCAAGGCAGAGAACUGAACUAAUUAUAGAAUUUCUCCUUUGGAGAGUUAUAAUGUCAAAUAGCGAACAUUCUUUUAAAAGAAAGAAUGAUUAAGUCAAUGAAUAUUUAGCUGCAAAUAUUUUUUUAUUUAAAAAAAAUCCAUAAAUAAUUUCCUUGAUUUUAUUGUAAAGCUUUUGUAAAUUACUUAUUUACAUUUGGACUGUAUGAUUCAUAAGCAUUUAUAUUUCCUGAUAGAUUUCUAUUUUGACUUGUAACAUGAAAAAGUGCCCAGCAAACCAUGUUUUUAAAGCAGUAUUUACCAUCAUCUUUAGUGUGUUACAUAUUCUGAAGUACAUUCCAAUACACUGUAUUAGAGAGUACUCACAACAGCACCUAUAACAUAGGUCAGGGGGAUAUUCUUAUCUGCAUUUUGCAGCAGAAGAAACUGAAGUGCAGAGAAGUUACACUUCUAAAGUUGCCUGGGAACAGAGUGCCCUAAUCAGGACUAAAAUCUGGGUCUCUGGUCUCCUGAGUCAGUACUCUUUCUGUGACCCCUCAAGAGUACCUAACUAAUUAACUGACUGACUGGAAAUAGCCUGGAGCAUCCGGAUUUCCUAAAAUAGGAUAGAGUGCUGCUAUACCUUUCAGGUUGCAGACAGGGGGGAACCUUCCAUUUAAUAGAUUGUAAUGAUAAGUAUUAUCACCUCUAACUUAUCCAUGCUCCUAAGACCAAGGCAAACACUGAUGAGUGAAGACUUCAGAAAAAAGAACAAUACCUUAUUUCAUUGAACAGUUAGUUGCCACCCCCUUCCCAGAUUUAACCAUUUUCUGUAUAUGCUAAUAAGUAACUAGCGCUAUUGAUAGGAGUUCUGUUUCCUUUCUCUUUUGCUAUCCAGUCUUGAUUAUAGCAACAAAAUGUCUAAAAAGGCAUGUCAUAGGGGGAAAAAAAAUAAAGACAUGGAAAAACCAGUUACCUAUUCAAUUAAUUUAUAAGAGGGAUGUAGAUUCCUUUAAAAAUUUUUUUGCUGGUUUUCUGUAAGCCUUUACAUAAGUAUGCAACCAAUAAGAUGAUUUAUUUACCCUCAAAAUAAUUUAUUUUAAGUUUUAUAUUAUGUAAAUUGACAGUAUUUAUUUUUAUAAAAUAUAAAAAUUCCUGCUCUCUAAAGUUCUUCCUUUCACUAAUUUAUCACAUGCUUUAUUUAUACAGAAAUCAUCUUUUUUAAAAACAUAUUUUUAUUCUUGCUCACUAACCUUUUUUUUUUCUUUAAAAAAUAACUGGUAAAAUGGAAACUUGUGGUAAUGUAUCCUCUUGGAGUCAGCAAGAGUUUCGCAUCAUAGACUAUCAGUGACGUAGCCAAAAGCAGUACGUUUUUAAAAGCCUUUCAGUCAUUGGACUUCUUCGCCUUAUAAAGUAUGUAUGGUCUAGUAUACCCAUUUAUAAUGGGCAUCUGCCAUCUUUGAAUUGUUGUAAACUCAAAUAAGAAUAAAAUUUCAGAGCUAUUACCGA
Suricata suricatta (meerkat) is the source of this 5143-nucleotide messenger RNA. RefSeq names its product solute carrier family 41 member 2 (gene SLC41A2). Gene Ontology annotation, cellular component: plasma membrane. Gene Ontology annotation, molecular function: monoatomic cation transmembrane transporter activity. The record is from RefSeq and is a predicted model, not a curated record. Bases 372 to 2093 code for a protein of 573 amino acids. NCBI's taxonomy places the organism in Eukaryota, Metazoa, Chordata, Mammalia, Carnivora, Herpestidae. The transcript has 11 exons. Gene Ontology annotation, biological process: monoatomic cation transport.